Messenger RNA from Asparagus officinalis (garden asparagus), 1000 nucleotides. Its product is annotated as transcription factor BPE-like. Bases 16 to 630 code for a protein of 204 amino acids. Gene Ontology annotation, biological process: regulation of DNA-templated transcription. Gene Ontology annotation, cellular component: nucleus. The transcript is spliced from 6 exons. The record is from RefSeq and is a predicted model, not a curated record. Gene Ontology annotation, molecular function: protein dimerization activity; DNA-binding transcription factor activity. Lineage: Eukaryota; Viridiplantae; Streptophyta; Magnoliopsida; Asparagales; Asparagaceae.
UAUUAACUGCUCAAUAUGGUUUGUACAACGACAAAAUUGGUUUCUUUCAGGACGGUGACAGUUGAAGAGUUGGCUACUAGACUUCAGACAGAUAGUGAAGCUAAGCGUCUCAAGAAGAUGAAAUCUAGAGAUGAAAAUAGUGAGUCCAAAAUUGAUGCAGAGGCAAGUUCGGGAUUAUGUAACAAGCCAGCAGAUUCAAACACUCACCCCUCAGAAGCACCUAAGCAAGAUUACAUCCACGUGAGAGCAAGAAGGGGUCAAGCAACAGACAGCCAUAGUCUUGCGGAGAGGGCUAGGCGAGAAAAGAUCAGUGAGCGGAUGAAAUUUCUUCAAGCUCUGGUUCCUGGAUGUAAUAAGGUAAUUGGAAAAGCGUCCGUUCUGGACGAGAUUAUAAAUUACAUCCAGGCACUGCAGCGUCAGGUUGAGUUCCUAUCAAUGAAGCUUGAAGCUGUAAAUUCCAGGAUGAAUCCUGGAAUUGAAGGGUUUCCUCCUAAAGAGUUUGUAGCACAGGCAUACAAUACUCCUAGUUUGGCCUUCACAGGCUCGCAGGCCCCGAGGGAAUACGAUCAAGGAUCAGCCUCAGAAUGGCUACAUAUGCAAGUUGGUGGUGCUUUUGAAAGAGUCGCAUAAAAGGCGACCGAUCCCCUCUACUCAUUCAUAAUCAAUAAUGAGAGCUACCAAGCUGAAUCUAGUUAAAUUUGUAGGCUAAUUUCUCUUCGUGUCGCCUCCUCCAAGACUGAAGAUGAUCUUAAUGUGUUAUUUUAUCUCCGCCUCGGAGCUGUUCUGUCUAUAUAAUCAUGCAUAUAUGUAUAAUUAUGUAAAAAAGUUGGGCAGCCUUCUAUUCUUAUGGAGAUCAAUGCGCUCUUCAAGUCUUGUUUCGUUGCCUUUUUUUUCAAUGUAUUUCUUGGCAGUGUGAGGCGUGGAAAAGCUGGAAAAUGUACUGAUGUACUAUUACUGAAGUAAAACUAAAUAACGCAUUAUUGUUAUAAUAUUACUAUCA